This is a messenger RNA of Exaiptasia diaphana, 4575 nucleotides long. Its product is annotated as ankyrin repeat domain-containing protein 50. The record is from RefSeq and is a predicted model, not a curated record. Bases 597 to 4397 code for a protein of 1266 amino acids. NCBI's taxonomy places the organism in Eukaryota, Metazoa, Cnidaria, Anthozoa, Actiniaria, Aiptasiidae. Gene Ontology annotation, molecular function: protein binding. The transcript has 4 exons.
UUACGUCAUUCMAAUUUCGUUACGUAAGCUUCUUUCUCGUGUCAUUCGCCGGAAACGGAGGUAACAGGUUGGUGCUUCGAAGACAAAAGGCAAGUUUACACCGAAAAUAUCAUCUCUGUUUACAUCUGUUUGAAAGACUUGAUGGCUCACCCACCGAGCCCUUUUGUUUUCUGUGAAGACAUGAAGUCUGCUAGACGAGCAGUCAGCAAAAGGAUGAGAAAAUUGUGGUUUUGCCCAAGGAAAUUGAAUGGUCAAUCCUGUAUAAAUAAAAAAUGCCGAAAAAUUAUGUAAAGAAGUGCUUUGGUACGACUUAAGCCGUUAAAAGAUUAAGCUCUUCUUUAUAAACAAACCCGGGUSGAAAUUAACUCAAGAAUUUGGUAGAAUCAAGGAAGAAUAGCAAACAGCUCAGGAACGCUACUUCAACUCAAGCGGAACAAUAGUGACAACUUGUCAAAGUUAAGUGUCAUAUUUCUCUGAUGAUCUGUUGACUCUGUUUAUCCCUAGGGGCUGCCUCGUGUAGUGAACUUGCUGUUCAUUGCUUGUGCUUGUAACUACAUCAUGGGACUUCGAGAUUUAGAUUAAGAGGAUUUGAAAAGAUGACGACAAGAAAUAAAACACAAAGGAGCUUUUACUGCCGAGAAUGGGUCUACGAGAAGGUUGAGACUUGCCUCGAAAGACGAAAACAGCAGGACGACACGAAGACUAAAGGAGCGUUUAUAGUUGGAGGCCCUGGAACAGGGAAAACCACUAUUUUAAAGGAACUCAUUUCUCCUACCGUUCAAGACGGCCCACAAAAAAAUUUAUCAAAGAAAGUCAUUGCCCACCAUUUUUGCGAAGCCCACAAGUACAGCUCUGUGUCGGUCUCAGAAUUCAUUCGAAGCUUUGCCGAACAACUGUCGAAAGCUCAGCCGUUGGAUUCCUACAGAGACAAGUUCAAUGACCCGAAAAUACAAGAAGCUUUGAGGUUGGACUUUUGUGUUAAAAGUCCCGAUAUUGCCUUCAGAGAGGGAAUUUUGCUGCCGUUGAACUCUAUUACACCUCCAGACGAGGUAUAUGUUGUCCUUGUCGACUCCAUCGACGAAUCAUAUCUACAUUCUUUUGAUUCCGGCGUUUAUUCUGGAAGUCGGACUAUCGCUGAGCUAGUGGCCACACAUCAUGAUUUGCUACCUUCGUGGUUGUUUCUCGUUGUAAGUGCAAGAAAGCAGUCUAAGACCGUUAUUAAGAUGUUCACUGGCUUUCGUAAACUCUCYCUUGAUGAUCUACGCAAAGCUCAUGUCGUGAGAGACAUUCAAGGUUAUAUUCUCAAUCGACUCGAUGACGAUAAAAAGCUCCGUAAGUACCUUACUAAAGAGACGGCCGAGAAAUUUAAUCAACUCCACAUAAAAAGCAACGGAUGCUUUUUGUACUUGGAGAAAGUACUCGAAGGAGUUGAAGAUGAGCUAUUUUCAAUCGAUGAAAUUGUUGACAUCCCCGGGACUUUGAAUGGGUUGUAUCUAUGGCUGUGYAAUCGACUCUACACGGAUGAGCAAUUCAAUCAAAUCCGACUCGUAUUAAAUGUAAUUUUAGCUUCACAGAAGCCGUUAACUGAAUCAGAACUAUAUCAAGCGAUUUGGACGAGAGAUCGAACACUGACAAUGGAACAAUUCUAUCAAAUCUUGCACUCGWUGAGUUACAUWAUUGUUGAUGUUGAUAAUACGAAAUGCAUAUUUCAUCAUUCGUUUGCGGAAUGGCUAAUCGAUGUUAAGUACUGUACUCCAAAGUACUUGUGUUCUCCUAGCGACGGACACGCGAUGUUGGCGCUYCGAUGUACCUUAUUAGCCAGUAGCAAACAAGAUGUYGACCUGCAUCAGUUUGCAUUCCAUCUAAGUCGUGCACCUUUCAAAGAAAAUAUGAAUCAAGAGCAUUUUGCCCUGUGGCUGUUAUGGAGUGGUGCACCACUGUCCGAGGCUCUUUCUGCUUCAGAGCUUCCUAGGCAGGAAGCUUUGCAGAUACUGUUAGAUGCUGGUGCUGAUGUGGAUUCAGAGCAAGCCGACAUGGCUGUCAACUACGGUAAAGAAACAGAGGAGUCUAUUAAGGUCUUCCUUGAAAAAGAAGUCCAUGUUGACCGSGUUGAUAGCGCUGGUAGAACACAACUUUGCAACGCUGCAUUCAACGGCAAUGCUGAUGUUGUUCGCAUUUUGCUGCAGCAUGGGGCUAAUGUCAAUUUCUCUGACCCUGCUGGUGAGUCAUCAAUCAUGUUAGCAGCCAAGCAAGGUCAUGCCGAAGUGGUGUACUUACUUGUMAACUGUGGAGGGAAUGUCAAUCAAGUUGCUAGUGAUGGGUGUACACCUCUAAGAGCUGCAGCUUCAGGYGGACAUUCUGAUGUUGUUUCCGUCUUGUUAAAGAAUGGYGCUGUUGUUGACCAAGCUGAUGAUGAUAAACGGACUGCAUUGCGUGGUGCAGCUUGGGGAGRUCAUACCGACGUCGUACAGCAGCUUAUUCAACAUGGUGCAGAUCCAAACCUUAAAGACAAAGAUGGCAGAUCUGCAUUGAUUGCGGCUGCAUAUAUGGGACACAAAUCUGURGUUAGGUAUCUGCUAGAGCAAGGAGCUGAUGUUAACAUUGCUGAUAAGGAUGGCAGAACAGCAUUGUCAGUUGCAGUGUUAUGCAUAUCAUCAAGUCCWGAGCACACAGAAGUUGUCAGACUAUUACUUAAUAACAAAGCUGAUGUAGACAGGCCWGAUUUUGAUGGAUUAACUCCWCUAUGUGUGGCUUGUCUUGAAGGYCAUUACAAUGUWGUCAARYUGUUGCUAAACUCUAACGCUGAUAUUAGUCACUGGGAUAGAAAUGGGCGGACGCCAUUAUUUGCUGCMGCAGCAAGUGGUCAAGUUGGUAUUGUCAAGUUGUUGCUGGAGAAAAAUACUAAAGCAAUGCCAGUGCACAUGCCUAAUUGGAGAGCUCCCAAAGACUCUAUGUUUAGACCAGACAACAGUGGCUGGACACCACUCAUGGUGGCUUCAUUUCAAGGUCAUGCCACAGUUGUCAAGGUUCUGCUGGAAGCAGGUGUUGAUGCAAACUACAGGGAUAGUGACAGUAAAACAGCUUUAAUUAUAGCCGCACAAGAGGGGCAUGCCAAAGUAGUCAGUGUGCUGUUAGACUUUAAAGUCCCUGUCAGUCAAACYACUAAAAAUGGGCGCACAGCUCUGUACUAUGCUGCGAUGGAGGACCAUUUUGACUGUGUUGAUACGUUGAUCAAAUAUGGAGCAGAUAUAAAUGGGGUAGAUGAUGUUGGAAGAACAGCUUUAUUUUCAGUGACACUUGAAGGCAACGAAGAGAUGGUCAGCUAUUUAUUAAAGCAURGAGCAACAGUUGAUAGUCUAGAUGAUGAUGGAAGGACACCACUUCAAGGUGCAGCAUGGCAGGGCAACUACAACCUUGUUGAGCUUCUCCUGAAGUUUAAAGCUGAUGUGAAUCUUCCUGACAGUUGUGGGCGUACAGCUUUAAUGUCUGCUGCAUGGCAAGGCCAAAACUCUGUUAUACAACUUUUGAUUGAUGAUGGUGCUGAAGUUGACAAGGUUUCCUUUGAAGGUGCAACUGCUUUAAGUAUUGCUUGCCAAGAAGGGCAUGAUGAAGUUGCCCAGAUCUUGUUGGAAAAUGGAGCUAACAUGAACCAUACGGACRCAUUUGGACGAACACCAAUGCAAGUGGCAUCAGAAGCUGGUCACACAAAGAUCAUGAAAGCUCUUGAAGCAUACAGCGUCUUGAGAAUGAAUGACACCAAUUUUACCAGUGCUCUAAAGGAAAARGUUUCUUCUCCAACUACAGAMGACAAAWCRMCAGAAUGUCCAAAAAUUUGCACCAGAAAGGAAAGCAUAUCUUCUUCAGGUAGCUCAACACAGGGAUCAAGACCUGAUAUAAGCUCKCCAAGUGGACUUGAUGAAGCAGCAGCAACAAUCCCAACUCCAUCUUUCUCUGGUGCAAGACGUUACUCCUCCAGCUUCUUAGAAGUACACAAGAUCCACAAAGAACCCUGGGAUGCCAAGUGUCCUCCAUAUACAUCUCAAGAAACAGUACACAGAGAACCUCCACCUUACACAGAGCAGCCAGUACACUCUGGGCAAAAAGUGAAUGAUGACAUCAGUCCUAUUAGGCCUGAUUCACCGAAAGCUCGUCGCAAGCCUUUUUCUAUGCUCCAUAAAGUUAAGAUUAAGAGUCCUUUCACGUUAGGUAGCCGGUCGAACAGGAGUCCACAUGAGCGACGUAAGCUCUUUUCGUCCAGGAAGUCCAGCAGUGCUGGAAGUAGUGGUAGUACCCCUGAAAGUGCAAAGACAGAAGGGACAUCUCAACAGCAACAUGAAUUCUCUAACUUAGACUUUAGGCUAUCUGAUAGUCACAAUUCAAUUGAAACUGCUGUAUAAUUUAACCGAAAUAAUAACUAUACUGAUAAACCUAAUCUUGAAGUGAAACAGUAUUAUUGUUUGCAUCAAUAGGUAAUAAGUAUUUGCUAAACAGUUAGAUGAAAAUAUUAUAUCCAUUGUACAAAUGGAAGUGCUUUAUAUUAUAAAUAUAUAUUUCAAUAAACAUUGUUCAUCAACA